CUAACAAGCAGACAACUCGAGAGGAAUGUGUCAAUGUGGAAUUGUGGAUGUAGGUUGUUUACCGAUUAAAAAAUCUGCUCGGGAAGAUAUACAUGCUAAACUAAUAUUAAAUGUGACAACUUAUUAAGUUUAAAAAGUCAAUGUCUAAAACAACUGGGAAAACGUGGUCCGAAGGGUAUCAUUUUGCUCCAAACAGCUCAAAAUACCUGGCAGGAGAUCCAGAUGUAAAAUUUGUCGUUUUUGAUACGUCGCCAGAUAACAGUGAAGACGAAGAACUAGUUCCUUGUUUGGAAAGAAAAUUGAACGAUGGUAUUGAUCAAGUGAAGUCUCAAGAACCAAUACUUACAAAGGAAAUUAAUUUGGUUUUGUCAAAAAGUGAUGACAAUGAAAUUGAUAGUCAGUGUUCCACAUCAAGCAAUGAUCUUCCAUUGAGUCCUUCCACCAGAGAGGAUAUGAUACAAUACUUGAACUUUUGUGCAUCAAAAAAACUUAAAAGAUGAGUGCUGAAGAUGAAAAACGAGUUGUAGCCUUGAUUGACAUGGACUGUUUUUAUGUUCAAGUGGAAGAGAGAGAAAAUCCUGGCAACAAAGGAAAACCUGCCUGUGUGGUGCAGUAUAAAAAAUGGAAAGGGGGUGGUAUUAUUUCUGUAAAUUAUGAAGCUAGAGCGCAAGGAGUAACUAAGCAGAUGAGAGGAGAUGAAGCCAGGGAAAAAUGUCCAGAUUGCAUUCUUUACAGAGUACCUGAACAGCGAGGAAAAGCUGAUCUCACAAGGUACAGGGAUGGAGGAAAAGAAGUCAUUGAUGUGAUGUGCAGCUUUGGUGUCGUCGUAGAGCGCGCCAGUAUUGAUGAAGCAUACAUAGACAUGACCGCGGUUAUAGAUAAAAUGCUUUCAGAUUCCACAGCCACUGCGAUCGAUCUUGAAGAGCUUCCAAACACUUACUUUGUUGGAUGGGGGAACGACACAGAUGAUGUAAAAGGUGUACACGGGUGGUUACAAGCGUUAUCGGAAGGAAAUUGCAACGAUAAUGACUGGAAAUUAACAUAUGGUGCUAUUUUGGUUGAAAAGAUGCGCGCUGCUGUUUAUGAAAAAACCGGAUUUCGUUGUUCUGCUGGGAUUUCCAACAAUAAAAUGUUGGCGAAACUAGCUUGUGGCAUCAACAAGCCCAACAAGCAAACCGUUUUGCCUUUUCGUUCCGUUGAGGAAUUUUUUACGACGUUCCCUUUAAAGAAAGUUAGAAAUCUUGGUGGUAAACUUGGUCUUGUUCUACGAGAAGAGUUCCAUUGUACUACUAUGGCAGAUAUCGUAAAAAUUCCCGAGCGGGUCUUGCAGGAACGUUUUGAUAGUAAGACGGGCACGUGGCUUUACUGGUACGCCCGAGGAGUGGAUCAUGAGUCGGUCAGCUCCCGCAGACUGCCCAAGUCCAUAGGCUGUAAUAAAAAUUUCACUGGUUUAGCUGCACUAGAUUCUCGGGAGAAAAUAAGCCAUUGGCUAGAAGAGUUAUGUGCUGAAGUUUCUGAGCGACUCGAGAAAGACCGGGAAACGAAUAAUAGAACGGCAAAACUAUUAACUCUGACGGUUCGAUUAGAAGGCGAUAUACGACCGUACUCUUAUACUCGUUCAAUUCCUCUGACUUCUUCAUACGAAAAAAUGCACAUGGCGAACGCUUGCUUGGCAGUUAUUAGUAAAGAAAAUCCUUGUUUCAAACAAGGCAACACUAGAGUUCCAGUGGUUGUUACCUGCCUUGGAGUUUCAGCUAGCAAGUUUGUUGAUCAACUGGAAAAUAAUUCCAGGAUCGAUCGCUUUUUUGUCACUAAAAAUAGUGCUGAAACCAACAAGGAAAAAGAACCCUAUGCAGAACAGGAAGCAUUGCAUGAAAACGAUGAUCUAAACGAAAACAGUACUGAUCAGGAGGAUGAAGAAAAUGAAUUUGUAGAAACUGAAAGAAUCUUGGAUAUUGAAGAAGAAAGUAUUACGGCACCAGAACCAAAUACAGCCGACUCUGCUUCAGAGUGCACUGAAGCAGAGCCUGUAUCAGUCCAUAGAGAAAUGAGUUCAAUGCCUAUUUCCAAUCAAGAUAACUGUGGAAUAGUGAAAAAAACUGGGUUUUUUGCUUCUCGUUGCCUUGACAAAAACACUCCAAUACAAUCAGCUAAAGAAUCUGUUCCUGAACCAGCAGCCCUGAAAAUGGUGGGUCUUCAAGAGUCAUUCUCCGUUGAAGAACUAUUUCCAGAUUUAAAUCAAGUUGAUAUGGAUACCCUAGCUCUACUCCCGCUUCAUCUACAGCGCCAAGUUUUACAAGCAAUCGAGGCUAGGAAAGGUAGUUAUGGAAAUGAUAAAUUCGUUGUAUGUGACAAGUGCAAACAACAAUUUCUCCGAGAAGAAAUCGAAGAACACAAAGAUUUCCAUUUGGCGUCCGAAUUGCAAAAGGAAUUUUCUGCCCAGCCUUCUACUUCUUCAUUGGCCAACAAUUCGAAAGUCCAGACAGCCGAGAAAAAAUCGUCGAAGAGGCCGUUGAAGAACCAGAAGAAGGCAGCCAAGGAUAGCAAGCGCUCAAGGACGAUAGAUUCGUUUUUUGGAAGCCGGCCGUAGUAAAAAAAAUGUAAGUUCAAUUUAUCAACCAACAUGUACUAAAAACCCGUCAAAAUGAUUAGCAAUAUUCUGGCGAUUGUAGUAAAAAUAUUGUUUUUUUUUAAAUGUAAUUUUGUGUGAACCAACCGGGAGGGGGGAGGAUAUUAUUGAAUAUUGACAGAAUUGUUUCCAAUUUUUAUUCAAAUAAAAAUAUUGAUGAAUUUGUAAUAUUUGCAAGUGUUUUUCCUCGGUUCUUGGUAAAAAACGAUUGAUCACAAAUAAUGAUGCUUGCUGUAUCCGCCUGGCACUUCUUGGUUUAUAGGUAAGGAGGACACCUUUCGUUUAAAUGAAUGUAUGAAAUCCAAUCGGUCCGAAUACCCGACUUCCUUUGCAAAGGAAAAAGGAUACAUCUUACGAAAUUUAGUAUUCCGGUAAGUGCUAAGCAAAUUGGCAUUUCAAUUGGAAUUUUUUUACGGCAUUGCGAAACCAUAGACUACAAAGGAAAGACUGAACUCCCCUAUAACCCUCCACAGGCGAUGCUUCUGCAUGCCGGUAGAGGUCAGGUGGUACGGUAUCCAGUGGAUAUCACUCAUUUUCCUUUUCCCUACCGAUUACGUGCUUCACACACGCAUUUUCGGUUAUUCAGAGCAGGAGAAAUGAUCAUUGAAGAGCUUCGAUAACUUCGACAUUUCUUUAGAAUAAGAUGUGGAAGUCUGCUCUUCUGCGUGGCUUGGAGCCUCGUUUGCCUCUUCGUUUUUGGCCCUUUUCACAGCUUUUGCAGCCCUCUUCCUAUCUUUCUUAGGUUGGACGUUUCUCUUCCUUUUGGGUGUAGGUAAAACGACAUCAUCUACAUCAGUUUCGUUUUCAUCUGCAUUUUACUUACCAGAAUUGCUGUCGUCCUUUUUUCUCUCAUUAGCUGACAGUAUGAUUUCAGCUACAAUUAAAAAUAAGGCUCCUCAUCCUCCACUUCUAGUUCUUGGUCUUCAGGAUCGUAGUCAGUAAAACAAUCAAACAAUAUGUCUUCUUUAAAUUUUAGGCCAUUCUUAUUUUUUUUUUUUUGGAAUUGUGAGAAAUGGACUAUCUGAGUCUGGAUAGUCAUGAUCAGAAAGGGAGUCCUCCAAUAACUCUGCCUCUGGCAUAUGGUCAAGGCUGGAUGUUUUUCACCAAACCUGAAAGUUAAAUUUUGCUUGUUAAGUAAAGGAUUCUGCCCCAAGUUAGAUAAAUUUAGAAUUUGGAAAGACUGAAAGUCUGAAAACUGUUUGAUUCAAUUUCAACAGAGUCUGACGUCGUCUGCUCACCGGAAUUAUGUAUUAUUCACUAAAGUAUUAACAUAUUGUAUUGUAUAUUGUAUUGUAUUAGGCCAUUCUUAUUUCUUGUUUCGUGGAAUUGUGAGAAAUGGACUAUCUGAGUCUGGAUAGUCAUGAUCAGAAAGGGAGUCCUCCAAUAACUCUGCCUCUGGCAUAUGGUCAAGGCUGGAUGUUUUUCACCAAACCUGAAAGUUAAAUUUUGCUUGUUAAGUAAAGGAUUCUGCCCCAAGUUAGAUAAAUUUAGAAUUUGGAAAGACUGAAAGUCUGAAAACUGUUUGAUUCAAUUUCAACAGAGUCUGACGUCGUCUGCUCACCGGAAUUAUGUAUUAUUCACUAAAGUAUUAACAUAUUGUAUUGUAUAUUGUAUUGUAUUAGGCCAUUCUUAUUUCUUGUUUCGUGGAAUUGUGAGAAAUGGACUAUCUGAGUCUGGAUAGUCAUGAUCAGAAAGGGAGUCCUCCAAUAACUCUGCCUCUGGCAUAUGGUCAAGGCUGGAUGUUUUUCACCAAACCUGAAAGUUAAAUUUUGCUUGUUAAGUAAAGGAUUCUGCCCCAAGUUAGAUAAAUUUAGAAUUUGGAAAGACUGAAAGUCUGAAAACUGUUUGAUUCAAUUUCAACAGAGUCUGACGUCGUCUGCUCACCGGAAUUAUGCCAUUCUUCUUUUUUUUUUUUGGAAUUGUGAGAAAUGGACUAUCUGAGUCUGGAUAGUCAUGAUCAGAAAGGGAGUCCUCCAAUAACUCUGCCUCUGGCAUAUGGUCAAGGCUGGAUGUUUUUCACCAAACCUGAAAGUUAAAUUUUGCUUGUUAAGUAAAGGAUUCUGCCCCAAGUUAGAUAAAUUUAGAAUUUGGAAAGACUGAAAGUCUGAAAACUGUUUGAUUCAAUUUCAACAGAGUCUGACGUCGUCUGCUCACCGGAAUUAUGCCAUUCUUAUUUCUUGUUUCGUGGAAUUGUGAGAAAUGGACUAUCUGAGUCUGGAUAGUCAUGAUCAGAAAGGGAGUCCUCCAAUAACUCUGCCUCUGGCAUAUGGUCAAGGCUGGAUGUUUUUCACCAAACCUGAAAGUUAAAUUUUGCUUGUUAAGUAAAGGAUUCUGCCCUAAGUUAGAUAAUUGGAAAGACUGAAAACUUUUUGAUUCGAUUUCAACUUUUUAUCGUUCAUUUCUUGUUCUUUCUUCGCCCACUUUAUCUCUCACUUUUCCGCAAUUCUCUUGGAUAUUAUUAUCGUCUUGAUUUCCUCCUUCAUGGAGUCUUGGCAUCUCUCGUUGUUGGGCACUUUUUCAGCUGUUUUGCCCCAUUCUUUGACUACUGUACUAUGUCUCUUUCGCUGGCUCGUACCAUUCACGAAGUUCGUCGUCUCCCAUCCAGGGUAAGUCUAUUGCUCAAUCUUUUAACUUUCCUGCCGGUUUUCGCAGAAAUCCUCUUGCCUAUAACAAGUACUGUGAAUUGGGUAGGUAACCUAUACUUCAACUGAAUUUUAAUAAUCUCGAUGAUCUUUUACUACGACAGUUCACAGAGCUCUUCCUGUUUAAGCAUGUUAAAAAUUCUCGGUAAUGUCUCAAGAAUGUCUGUACUGAGAUCCAAUUGGAAUCCCAGUCAUCGCAGUGUUCUUUUAUUCUCUGAUUCCAGGUUUUCUGUUUUCUUUCAGGUUCAGGACUAGGGAGCAUGGUUUUAUCUAACAUUUCACUCAGCAUAUCCAUUUUUGGAAUUUCCAAUUGAAGCAUUUCAGUUUUUUCUACGUUGAUUUCUUUCACACUGGUUGAACUAGAAACCGUAGUAUCACUUGCGGCUACACGCAAAUCUUCAUCCUCUAUUGGAUUGUCGUUGUAAAACUCUUUACUUUUGACAAAUUUUUUUGUUUUCUUCUCGCCAUUUAUAAUUUUUUAUUUCUUUUUAAAAACACCCAGUUUGCGAAUACCUUUUCCUGAAAAAAGCUGUUUUAAACUUUUAAGUUAAGCCUGUACAUUUUCUUUUUGCCUUCGAGAAUUAUAGUUAAUAAGGGAUCUGCCACUAAUCGUUUUAACGACAUAAUUACCGAUAAUUUUUUUCAGAAACGUUACCUUGCAAAACUUUUUCCAUUUUUCUGUUUCUUGACUCAAGCGAUAAACAAUUUAAUAGCAGAAAAAUACAAAAAUCAUAAACCA
Messenger RNA from Daphnia pulex (common water flea), 6010 nucleotides. RefSeq names its product DNA polymerase eta-like. Gene Ontology annotation, molecular function: damaged DNA binding; DNA-directed DNA polymerase activity. Gene Ontology annotation, cellular component: replication fork; site of double-strand break; nucleus. Bases 497 to 2590 code for a protein of 697 amino acids. NCBI's taxonomy places the organism in Eukaryota, Metazoa, Arthropoda, Branchiopoda, Diplostraca, Daphniidae. The transcript is spliced from 23 exons. Gene Ontology annotation, biological process: response to radiation; error-prone translesion synthesis. The record is from RefSeq and is a predicted model, not a curated record.